Molecule: messenger RNA, 909 nt
Organism: Strongylocentrotus purpuratus (purple sea urchin)
Lineage: Eukaryota; Metazoa; Echinodermata; Echinoidea; Camarodonta; Strongylocentrotidae
Exons: 6
Coding region: 1-909 (302 amino acids)
Biological process (GO): cell-cell adhesion
Cellular component (GO): plasma membrane
Molecular function (GO): myosin binding
Source: RefSeq, a predicted model, not a curated record
AUGAUUUUUCAUUUGCACUUUCUUACCCUGUCGUAUCUCUUACAGAUUUGGACCACCAGAAUUACCCAUGGAAGUUUGUUUCCAGUCGACAGAAAAGAGUUUUUAGCAUACUUAAAUAACCAUGGACUUCCCAAGUACUACACUCUUGCCUUGAUAAGCAAGUGCGUAAAUGAAGAAGAUGCAACCGUAUUGUCUACAUUACUUGGUGUUUCAGAAACGACUUCCAAGUUAUCUGGGACAAAGAUUAGUCUCUGGUUAUUCAUCCUUGGUCUUCUUAUGUUCAGUCAUAUCAUGCUCCUAUGUGGUGUCUGUCAUCCAACAUUACUUUGGGAUGCUGUGGACGCUUUCAACAUUCCAAACAUCCUCAUGUACACUGUUGUCAUGACAACUUUGUUUCUCAGUCUGCUGUGGCAAGUGGGUGUCGUAUGGCAGUAUUUCAGGUUGUGGAGGGAAAAUCGUCAUCAGGAGCAGAGUGUGUCUCAGUUUUUAUCCGUCCAUAAGUCUUUUGGUAAUUUCCUGAAGAAGUCUGUGCUAUAUGUUCAAGAAGUGGAAGUCAUUUUAAGAGGUUAUACAAUGAUGACACCAUUCACCCCCAUAUCUCACCUGGAGAGGGGUAGCCAAACACAACUUCAAUGCCCUGCCCUUAGACAGGCUAUCUUCCAGGCUGCUAGAAACCAAUUUCUGUCUCUGAGGCAAGCCAUGCUGUCAACCAUAGCUGAUAGUCCACUAAGAGAUGAAGAACAGAGAGACUUAGAAGACGUCUAUCUCGCUACCACAGAUCUACAACACUUGGCAGGGGAACUGUCAAUUUUAACUGAUGACUCUACAGGACCAUACCCCACCUCUUAUUUGAAGGUAAAUAUCAUUAGUCUGAAAUAUUUUCAUUACAUGUGUACGAGUGUAGAGUAG